AUGCCUUCUAUCCCUGAAGAGCCUCUUCUUGCUCCAAACCCAGAUCGCUUCUGUAUGUUCCCAAUUCAGUACCCUCAAAUUUGGGAAAUGUACAAGAAAGCCGAAGCUUCCUUUUGGACAGCCGAAGAGGUCGAUUUGUCUGAAGAUCAACGUCACUGGGACUCGUUAACAGACGGCGAGAGGCACUUUAUCACCCAUGUUCUUGCCUUCUUCGCCGCCUCCGAUGGCAUCGUUUUGGAAAACCUGGCCGGACGAUUCAUGAAAGAGGUUCAAGUUGCGGAGGCGCGUGCUUUCUACGGAUUCCAGAUUGCCAUCGAGAAUAUCCACUCCGAGAUGUACAGUUUGCUUCUGGAAUCCUACAUAAAAGACUCUAAUGAGAAAAGCAGACUCUUCCGAGCAAUCGAGACUAUUCCGUGUGUUGAGAAGAAAGCGAAUUGGGCUCUCAAAUGGAUCGAUGGCUCGGAGACGUUUGCAGAGCGUAUUAUCGCUUUCGCUUGCGUUGAAGGGAUUUUCUUUUCCGGAAGCUUCUGCGCGAUUUUUUGGUUGAAGAAACGUGGGUUGAUGCCUGGAUUAACCUUCUCGAACGAAUUAAUCUCGCGAGAUGAGGGAUUACACUGUGAUUUCGCUUGUUUGCUAUAUGGGUUACUGAAGACGAAGCUGAGUGAGGAACGAGUCAAGGGAAUCGUCUCCGAUGCGGUGGAGAUUGAAAGAGAGUUCGUCUGCGACGCCUUACCUUGUGCUCUUGUAGGGAUGAACGGGGAUCUGAUGAGUGAAUACAUCGAAUUCGUUGCUGAUAGGUUAUUGGGUGCAUUGGGAUAUGGGAAAUUGUACAAUGCCCAGAACCCGUUUGAUUGGAUGGAACUGAUUUCGUUACAGGGGAAGACCAAUUUCUUCGAGAAAAGGGUGGGUGAGUAUCAGAAAGCUUCUGUGAUGUCGAAUUUGAACGGAAAUGGAGACUCUCAUGUUUUCAAAAUGAAUGAAGAUUUCUAA
This is a messenger RNA of Lactuca virosa, 990 nucleotides long. The record is from the annotation of a GenBank genome assembly. Lineage: Eukaryota; Viridiplantae; Streptophyta; Magnoliopsida; Asterales; Asteraceae.